Messenger RNA from Ipomoea nil (Japanese morning glory), 1867 nucleotides. Its product is annotated as AAA-ATPase ASD, mitochondrial-like. Lineage: Eukaryota; Viridiplantae; Streptophyta; Magnoliopsida; Solanales; Convolvulaceae. The transcript has a single exon. Bases 88 to 1713 code for a protein of 541 amino acids. The record is from RefSeq and is a predicted model, not a curated record. Gene Ontology annotation, molecular function: ATP hydrolysis activity; ATP binding.
CUCCAUCCUUAGCUUAUUGUGCAUAUAUCAUAUGAGAGAAGCAAAUUAAGAUCUCAUCACUACAGUCACCGGAAAUUCAAGAAUCCGAUGAUGAUGCCGAUGAUGAUGUGGGGAAUGGAGGAAGUGUGGGCCAAGAUGGGGACGACGGCGGUGACUAUAAUGGUACUUUGGGCCACGUUCGACAAGUAUUGCCCCUACGAAUUCCGCGGCUAUUUCAAGAAAUACGCCAAGAAGCUCCGGAGUCUGGUCUACCCUUACAUCCACAUCACCUUCAAUGAGUUUUCCGGCCACGGCUUCAACGGCAGCAAGGCGUACCAGGCCAUCGAGCGCUACCUCUCCGCCAAUUCCUCCGCCCAGGCCAAGCGUCUCAAGGCGGAGGACAUCAAGGACUCCCAGACACUCGUCCUCAGCAUGGACUACCACGAGGAAGUCACCGACGAGUUUGAAGGGGUCAAAGUGUGGUGGAAUUCCGGCCAGGACCACCCCAACCGCCAGACCAUUUCUUUCUACUCCAGAGACGACUCCAAGCGCUAUUUCACCCUCAAGUUCCACAAGAAGCACCGGGAUUUCGUCACCGGAGCUUACCUCAAACACGUCUUGGACGAGGGGGAGGCGAUCACGGUGAAGGACCGGCGGCGGAAGCUCUAUACCAACUGCAAGAACGACGGCGGGUAUUACAGUUUCCGGCGCGGGAUGUGGACGCAUGUGGUGUUCGAACAUCCGGCGACGUUUGAUACUCUCGCCAUGGACCCGAAAAGGAAGCAAGAAAUCAUUGACGAUCUUCGCACUUUCAGCAAAUCUAAGGACUAUUAUACCAGAAUUGGGAAAGCAUGGAAGCGCGGGUAUCUCCUCUACGGCCCUCCCGGCACCGGAAAAUCCUCCAUGGUGGCCGCCAUGGCUAAUCUUCUCGAAUACGACGUUUAUGAUCUGGAGUUGACCGCGGUUAAGGACAAUACCACUCUCAGAAAGCUCUUAAUCGACACUUCCAGCAAAUCCAUAAUCGUAAUCGAAGAUAUCGAUUGCUCCCUGGACCUCACCGGCCAGAGGGAAGGGAAGAAGAAGGCGGAGAAAUCCGAUCCAGUGAAAGAAAAUGAGAAAGACCCAAUCAAGAAAGAAAUGGAGAAAAUGGAAGAGAAGAAGAGCGAAGUAACCCUCUCCGGUCUGCUCAACUUCAUCGACGGCCUGUGGUCCGCCAUUGGAGGGGAAAGGAUCAUCGUCUUCACCACCAAUUUCAAAGAAAAGCUCGACCCGGCACUGAUUCGAAGCGGGAGAAUGGAUAAACACAUCGAGCUUUCCUACUGUCGAUUCGAGGCCUUCAAGGUACUGGCGAAAAACUACUUGUACAUUGAAGAGCACGAGCUUUUUCCGACGAUCGGACGGCUGCUGGGGGAAGCUGACAUGACGCCGGCGGAUGUUGCAGAGAAUCUGAUGCCCAAAUCUGCCUCAGAUGACGAGAACACUUGCCUGACAAGACUGGUUGAGUCUCUGGAGAAAGCUAAGGUAGAUGCAAAGCUGAAAGCUGAGGAAGAAGAGAAACUAAAGGCCCAGAAAGAGAAAGAAGAAGAAGAAGAGAGACUAAAGGCCCAGAAAGAGAAAGAAGAAGAAGAGAAGAAGAAAAAAGCAGAAGAAGAGGAGAAGAAAAGCAAAGAAGAAACCAUGGCCGCCGCUAAGGAGGUGAAGGAAAAUGGUCACGUUUCUCAGAAGGACGAUUGAAAUCAAGAAGACAAGAACAGAUUACGAAUAUGGGGAUAAGAUCAAUCAACACUGAGUAUAAUGACAAGAUUUAAUCGAGCUGUUGAUUUACAAUAAGUGUAAUGUUUGUCUGUUUAGAUAAUAUUCCAAUAUGUUUAGAUAUGAGUUUUGAUUA